CAACAGGCAUGGCCUGCUGAAGACCCAAUACCUGCGGCCUCUGAGAGGGGGCAACACUGGAGGAUGGGGAGGAUGUCUCAAGGGCCUGGGCACAUGGGACGCCAUGAAGAAGGGCAUGAUUCUCUGUGAAGAAGUAACCAGGAGCAAAGAGUCCGACCCCCAUCUCAGCCUCAGAAGAGCCACACAAUGGCAGACUCCCAGAUGGCCGACUUUGGGGAGGCUGCCCCAUACCUGCGGAAGUCAGAGAAGGAGCGUCUGGAGGCCCAGACUCGGCCUUUUGACAUCCGCACUGAGUGCUUCGUGCCGGACGACAAGGAGGAGUUUGUCAAGGCCAAGAUUGUGUCUCGGGAGGGGGGCAAGGUCACUGCUGAAACGGAGAAUGGAAAGACAGUGACAGUGAAGGAGGACCAGGUGAUGCAGCAGAACCCACCCAAGUUCGACAAGAUCGAGGACAUGGCCAUGCUGACUUUCCUGCAUGAGCCUGCAGUGCUGUACAACCUCAAGGAGCGCUACGCGGCCUGGAUGAUCUACACCUACUCCGGCCUCUUCUGCGUCACUGUCAACCCCUACAAGUGGCUGCCAGUGUAUAACUCUGAUGUGGUGGCCGCCUACCGGGGCAAGAAGAGGAGUGAGGCCCCACCCCACAUCUUCUCCAUCUCCGACAACGCCUACCAGUACAUGCUGACGGAUCGGGAGAACCAGUCCAUCCUCAUCACAGGAGAAUCUGGAGCAGGGAAGACUGUGAACACAAAGCGUGUCAUCCAGUACUUCGCCAGCAUUGCAGCCAUAGGUGACCGUGGCAAGAAGGACAAUCCCAGUGCAAACAAGGGCACCCUGGAGGACCAGAUCAUCCAGGCAAACCCUGCCCUGGAGGCCUUUGGCAAUGCCAAGACCGUGCGGAAUGACAACUCCUCCCGCUUUGGGAAAUUCAUCAGGAUCCAUUUUGGAGCCACCGGAAAGCUGGCUUCCGCAGACAUAGAGACCUGUGAGUACCUGGGCAUCUGUUCAUCCCCUGGGUCCUCCUCCUUUGCCUCAUUUUCCAGCUGCGGUCAAUCUCUUCAUUCCUUCCAUCAUCUUUUCAGGUAUAUACACCACCCUUUUGCUGGCUUUACUCUCUUUCCUUCCUCACAUGUCCUCCUCCCUCCCCCUACUUCAGAUCUGCUGGAGAAGUCUAGGGUGAUCUUCCAGCUAAAGGCUGAGAGGAACUACCACAUCUUCUACCAGAUCCUGUCCAACAAGAAGCCAGAGCUGCUGGACAUGCUGCUGGUCACCAACAAUCCCUACGACUAUGCCUUCGUAUCUCAGGGAGAGGUGUCCGUGGCUUCCAUCGAUGACUCCGAGGAGCUCAUGGCCACUGAUAGUGCCUUUGACGUACUGGGCUUCACUCCGGAGGAGAAAGCCGGUAUCUACAAGCUGACGGGCGCCAUCAUGCACUACGGCAACAUGAAGUUCAAGCAGAAGCAGCGGGAGGAGCAGGCAGAGCCAGACGGCACCGAAGAUGCAGACAAGUCUGCCUACCUUAUGGGGCUGAACUCUGCCGACCUGCUCAAGGGACUGUGCCACCCUCGGGUGAAAGUGGGCAAUGAGUACGUCACCAAGGGGCAGAGUGUACAGCAGGUGUAUUACUCCAUUGGCGCACUGGCCAAGGCAGUGUAUGAGAAGAUGUUCAACUGGAUGGUGGGGCGCAUCAACGCCACCCUGGAGACUAAGCAGCCACGUCAGUACUUCAUAGGGGUCCUCGACAUCGCUGGCUUCGAGAUCUUCGACUUCAACAGCUUCGAGCAGCUCUGCAUCAACUUCACCAACGAGAAGCUGCAGCAGUUCUUCAACCACCACAUGUUUGUGCUGGAGCAGGAGGAGUACAAGAAGGAGGGCAUCGAGUGGGAGUUCAUCGACUUCGGCAUGGACCUGCAGGCCUGCAUUGACCUCAUUGAGAAGCCCAUGGGCAUCAUGUCCAUCCUAGAGGAGGAGUGCAUGUUCCCCAAGGCCACCGACAUGACCUUCAAGGCCAAGCUGUAUGACAACCAUCUGGGCAAGUCCAACAACUUCCAGAAGCCACGCAAUGUCAAGGGAAAGCAGGAGGCCCACUUCUCCCUGGUGCACUAUGCAGGCACCGUGGACUACAACAUCCUGGGCUGGCUGGAAAAGAACAAAGACCCACUCAAUGAAACAGUGGUGGGCCUGUACCAGAAAUCCUCGCUCAAGCUCAUGGCCACACUCUUCUCCUCCUAUGCUUCUGCUGACAGCGGGGACAGUGGUAAAGGCAAAGGAGGCAAGAAAAAAGGCUCAUCCUUCCAGACGGUGUCUGCUCUCCACCGGGAAAAUCUGAAUAAGUUGAUGACCAAUCUGAGGACCACCCACCCUCACUUCGUGCGCUGCAUCAUCCCCAAUGAACGGAAAUCUCCAGGGGUGAUGGACAAUCCCCUCGUGAUGCACCAGCUGCGCUGCAACGGUGUGCUGGAGGGCAUCCGCAUCUGCAGGAAGGGCUUCCCCAACCGCAUCCUCUACGGAGACUUCCGGCAGAGGUAUCGUAUCCUGAACCCAGCGGCCAUUCCCGAGGGGCAGUUCAUUGACAGCAGGAAAGGGGCAGAGAAGCUGCUGAGCUCCCUGGAUAUUGACCACAACCAGUACAAGUUCGGCCACACCAAGGUAUUCUUCAAGGCGGGGCUGCUGGGGCUGCUGGAGGAGAUGCGGGAUGAGCGGCUGAGCCGCAUCAUCACACGCAUUCAGGCACAGUCCCGGGGCCAGCUCAUGCGCAUUGAGUUCAAGAAGAUUGUGGAACGCAGGGAUGCCCUGCUGGUAAUCCAGUGGAACAUUCGGGCCUUCAUGGGUGUCAAGAACUGGCCAUGGAUGAAGCUCUACUUCAAGAUCAAGCCACUGCUGAAGAGUGCAGAGACAGAGAAGGAGAUGGCCACCAUGAAGGAGGAGUUCGGGCGCAUCAAAGAUACGCUGGAGAAGUCCGAGGCUCGCCGCAAGGAGCUGGAGGAGAAGAUGGUGUCGCUGCUGCAGGAGAAGAAUGACCUGCAGCUCCAAGUGCAGGCGGAACAAGACAACCUCAAUGAUGCUGAGGAGCGCUGCGACCAGCUGAUCAAGAACAAGAUCCAGCUGGAGGCCAAGGUGAAGGAGAUGAAUGAGAGGCUGGAGGAUGAGGAGGAGAUGAACGCAGAGCUCACUGCCAAGAAGCGAAAGCUGGAAGAUGAGUGCUCAGAGCUUAAGAAGGACAUUGAUGACCUGGAGCUGACCCUGGCCAAGGUGGAGAAGGAGAAGCAUGCAACAGAGAACAAGGUGAAGAAUCUGACAGAGGAGAUGGCUGGGCUGGAUGACAUCAUCGCCAAGCUGACCAAGGAGAAAAAAGCUCUGCAAGAGGCCCACCAGCAAGCCCUGGAUGACCUUCAGGCUGAGGAAGACAAGGUCAACACCCUGACCAAGUCUAAGGUCAAGCUGGAGCAGCAGGUGGAUGAUCUGGAGGGAUCCCUGGAGCAGGAGAAGAAGGUGCGCAUGGACCUGGAGCGGGCAAAGCGGAAGCUGGAGGGCGACCUGAAGCUGACCCAGGAGAGCAUCAUGGACCUGGAGAAUGACAAGCAGCAGCUGGAAGAAAAGCUCAAAAAGAAGGAGUUUGACAUUAAUCAGCAGAACAGUAAGAUUGAGGAUGAGCAGGCACUGGCUCUUCAGCUCCAGAAGAAACUGAAGGAAAACCAGGCCCGCAUCGAGGAGCUGGAGGAGGAGCUGGAGGCAGAGCGCACCGCCCGCGCCAAGGUGGAGAAGCUGCGCUCAGACCUGUCCCGGGAGCUGGAGGAGAUCAGCGAGAGGCUGGAGGAGGCCGGCGGGGCCACGUCCGUGCAGAUCGAGAUGAACAAGAAGCGCGAGGCCGAGUUCCAGAAGAUGCGGCGCGACCUGGAGGAGGCCACGCUGCAGCACGAGGCCACGGCCGCCGCGCUGCGCAAGAAGCACGCGGACAGCGUGGCCGAGCUCAGCGAGCAGAUCGACAACCUGCAGCGGGUGAAGCAGAAGCUGGAAAAGGAGAAGAGCGAGUUCAAGCUGGAGCUGGACGAUGUCACCUCCAACAUGGAGCAGAUCAUCAAGGCCAAGGCAAACUUGGAGAAGGUGUCUCGGACGCUGGAGGACCAGGUCAAUGAGUACCGCAUGAAGCUGGACGAGGCCCAGCGCACCCUCAAUGACUUCACCACCCAGCGAGCCAAACUGCAGACCGAGAAUGGAGAGUUGGCCCGGCAACUGGAAGAAAAGGAGGCGCUGAUCUCACAGCUCACCCGAGGCAAGCUGUCCUACAACCAGCAGCUGGAGGACCUCAAGAGACAACUGGAGGAGGAGGGCAAGGCCAAGAACGCCCUGGCCCACGCGCUGCAGUCGGCCCGGCAUGACUGUGACCUGCUGCGGGAGCAGUACGAGGAGGAGACGGAGGCCAAGGCCGAGCUGCAGCGGGUGUUGUCCAAGGCCAACUCGGAGGUGGCCCAGUGGAGGACCAAGUAUGAGACGGACGCCAUCCAGCGCACAGAGGAGCUGGAGGAGGCCAAGAAGAAGCUGGCCCAGCGGCUGCAGGAUGCCGAGGAGGCAGUGGAGGCUGUCAACGCCAAGUGCUCAUCACUCGAGAAGACCAAGCACCGGCUGCAGAACGAGAUCGAGGACCUGAUGGUGGACGUGGAACGCUCCAAUGCCGCCGCUGCAGCCCUGGACAAGAAGCAGAGGAACUUUGACAAGAUCCUGGCCGAGUGGAAGCAGAAGUACGAGGAGUCACAGUCGGAGCUGGAGUCGUCCCAGAAGGAGGCGCGCUCCCUGAGCACCGAGCUGUUCAAGCUCAAGAAUGCGUAUGAGGAGUCGCUGGAGCAUCUGGAGACCUUCAAGCGGGAGAACAAGAACCUGCAGGAGGAGAUCUCAGACUUGACUGAACAGCUGGGAGAAGGAGGAAAGAAUGUGCACGAGCUGGAGAAGAUCCGCAAGCAGCUGGAGGUGGAGAAGCUGGAGCUGCAGGCGGCCCUGGAGGAGGCCGAGGCCUCCCUGGAGCACGAGGAGGGCAAGAUCCUCCGCGCCCAGCUAGAGUUCAACCAGAUUAAGGCAGAGAUCGAGCGGAAGCUGGCAGAGAAGGACGAGGAGAUGGAGCAGGCCAAGCGCAACCACCUGCGGGUGGUGGACUCGCUGCAGACCUCUCUGGAUGCGGAGACGCGCAGCCGCAAUGAGGCACUGCGGGUGAAGAAGAAGAUGGAGGGUGACCUCAAUGAGAUGGAGAUCCAGCUCAGCCAGGCCAACAGAACAGCGUCAGAAGCCCAGAAGCAUCUGAAGAUCGCCCAAGCACAUCUGAAAGACACCCAGAUCCAGCUGGAUGACGCGGUCCGGGCCAACGAUGACCUGAAGGAGAACAUCGCCAUCGUGGAGCGGCGCAACACACUGCUGCAGGCGGAGCUGGAAGAGCUUCGCGCUGUGGUGGAGCAGACGGAGAGGUCUCGGAAGCUGGCUGAGCAGGAGCUGAUCGAGACCAGUGAGCGGGUGCAGCUGCUGCACUCCCAGAACACCAGCCUCAUCAACCAAAAGAAGAAGAUGGAGUCAGACCUGACCCAGCUCCAGACUGAAGUAGACGAGGCCGUGCAAGAGUGCAGGAACGCUGAGGAGAAGGCCAAGAAGGCCAUCACGGACGCCGCCAUGAUGGCGGAGGAGCUGAAGAAGGAGCAGGACACGAGCGCCCACCUGGAGCGCAUGAAGAAGAACAUGGAGCAGACCAUUAAGGACCUGCAGCACCGGCUGGACGAGGCUGAGCAGAUCGCCCUCAAGGGUGGCAAGAAGCAGCUGCAGAAGCUGGAGGCCCGAGUGCGGGAGCUGGAGAAUGAGCUGGAGAGUGAGCAGAAGCGCAACGCGGAAUCAGUCAAGGGCAUGAGGAAGAGUGAGCGGCGCAUCAAGGAGCUCACCUACCAGACCGAGGAGGACAGGAAGAACCUGCUGCGGCUGCAGGACCUGGUGGACAAGCUGCAGCUGAAGGUCAAGGCCUACAAGCGCCAGGCGGAGGAGGCGGAGGAGCAGGCCAACACCAACCUGUCCAAGUUCCGCAAGGUGCAGCAUGAGCUCGAUGAGGCGGAGGAGCGGGCAGACAUUGCCGAGUCCCAAGUCAACAAGCUGCGGGCCAAGAGCCGCGACAUUGGCACCAAGCAAAAAAUGCACGAUGAAGAGUGACCAUGUCUGCAGAAACUCGCUGUGGCUCAAGAACAAUAAACACGAAUAUCUGACCCUGCA
Fukomys damarensis (Damara mole-rat) is the source of this 6237-nucleotide messenger RNA. RefSeq names its product myosin-6. Gene Ontology annotation, molecular function: cytoskeletal motor activity; actin filament binding; ATP binding. Lineage: Eukaryota; Metazoa; Chordata; Mammalia; Rodentia; Bathyergidae. Gene Ontology annotation, cellular component: myosin complex. The record is from RefSeq and is a predicted model, not a curated record. The transcript has 38 exons. The coding region runs from base 187 to 6177 and encodes 1996 amino acids.